This is a messenger RNA of Anopheles marshallii, 906 nucleotides long. Its product is annotated as thymus-specific serine protease-like. The record is from RefSeq and is a predicted model, not a curated record. The coding region runs from base 1 to 906 and encodes 301 amino acids. Lineage: Eukaryota; Metazoa; Arthropoda; Insecta; Diptera; Culicidae. Gene Ontology annotation, biological process: proteolysis. The transcript has a single exon. Gene Ontology annotation, molecular function: serine-type exopeptidase activity; dipeptidyl-peptidase activity.
AUGUGUCGAGUCGUUCGGAAGCGUUCCGUCAUUGCGCAGGUGAACUUUAGAGAGUACGGUGAGGAUAUGGGUCGAACGAUCCGGGUGCUCGGCAGUGACGCUUGUUACGGUAUUGUGCGGAGUGGUUUCCGAGCAGCCGAGAACCUGGUUAAUGCCGGACGGUACGAUCGUCUGUCGCAGAUGUUCCGCACCUGUGUACCGCUGCAAGCCGACGAUCCGCUCACAAUAGAAACAUUCUUCUUUAGUCUCAAGAGUUCGUUCGAGGCGGAAAUGUUCGGUCAGGCCAGCCCAGACUCAGUAGGACGAAUGUGCGACGAGCUAGUGGCCGAUCCGUCCGACUCAGCACUGGAAGUGUUGGUGAACUUUUUCGAACGUCGCUACGGAUUCCUCGACUGUCUACCGUUCGACUUUGAGAGUAGCAUUGCAAACUCAAUGUACGAAGCGGUUGAUGCACCGAACAAUGCGGAACUCGGUAUUCGGCAACAUUUUUAUCAACUGUGCACUGAGUUCGGCUGGUUUCUGACAUCAUCUACGGGUGACAGUCCGUUUGGGACACGCAUCACCUAUCGGUACUUCAUCGAAACUUGCCGUGCAGUUUUUGGUGACUGGAUCGAUCAGGACGUCGUGUACGAAGGUGUCCGGAUAACGAACUUGCACUUCGGUGCGGACGAUCCGCGUGUCACGAAUGUGGUUUACGUGACCGCAGAGUUCGAUCCGACCCGGUUCGUCUCGAUUACAAACUACACCAAUCUGCAGGCGAACGCAUUCGUUGUCCAGGGUGCCCUGUCGUCGUUCGAUUGGAUGGCGGAGAGUGAAAACGACUCGGAAGAUUUGCAGCGAGUGCGACGCGAGAUCGUGAGAUACGUUCGUGGAUGGAUAGAGGGAGGUAUGAUUGGCACGAAGUAA